Spea bombifrons (plains spadefoot toad) is the source of this 2254-nucleotide messenger RNA. RefSeq names its product DNA topoisomerase I mitochondrial (gene TOP1MT). NCBI's taxonomy places the organism in Eukaryota, Metazoa, Chordata, Amphibia, Anura, Pelobatidae. Gene Ontology annotation, molecular function: DNA binding; DNA topoisomerase type I (single strand cut, ATP-independent) activity. Gene Ontology annotation, biological process: DNA replication; DNA topological change; chromosome segregation. Gene Ontology annotation, cellular component: chromosome; nucleolus. The record is from RefSeq and is a predicted model, not a curated record. The coding region runs from base 256 to 1815 and encodes 519 amino acids. The transcript has 14 exons.
GAGAGUGAGGACCGCAGAAGCCGGGACGCGGGAGAUAAAGGGAAAUCCUCCAGGAAGAGGAGGAAGGACAAGGAGGAACCGGGGCCGAGCGAAGCCAAGCAACCCAAGGAGGAAGACUCCAAGUGGAAGUGGUGGGAAGAAGCCAACCACGAGGACGGCGUGAAAUGGAAAUUCCUGGAGCACAGGGGUCCCUAUUUUGCCCCUCCUUACGAGCCGCUUCCAGAGACUGUGCAGUUCUACUACGAUGGAAAACCCAUGAAGCUGAGUCUGGAGGCGGAGGAGGUCGCCACGUUUUACGGCAAAAUGCUGGACCACGAAUACACGACGAAGGAAGCGUUUCAGAAGAAUUUCUUCACGGACUGGAAGAUUCAAAUGACGAGCGAGGAGCGGAAGGUAAUUCAGCAUCUCCACAAGUGUGACUUCUCCGAGAUACACAAGUACUUUGUGGAUAAAAGUGAGGCUCGGAAGACGCUGCCCAAGGAAGAGAAAGAGAAAUUGAAGGAAGAAGCCAGCCGGCUGCAGGAGGAGUUCGGCUUUUGUACGCUGGACGGUCACCGGGAGAAAAUCGGAAACUUCAAAAUCGAGCCUCCGGGUCUGUUCCGGGGCCGCGGGGACCACCCCAAGAUGGGGAUGCUGAAAAAGAGGAUAAUGCCCGAGGACAUCAUCAUAAACUGCAGCAAAGAUUCGAAGAUCCCCGAGCCGCCUCCUGGUCACAGGUGGAAGGAAGUGCGAUGCGACAACACCGUCACCUGGCUGGCCAGCUGGACAGAGAACGUCCAGAACGGCAUCAAGUAUAUCAUGUUAAACCCCAGCUCCAAGCUCAAGGGCGAGAAGGAUUGGCAGAAGUAUGAGACGGCCCGACGCCUGAAGAACGUUGUGGGUCAGAUCCGCUCCCAGUACCGGGCCGACUGGAAGUCUCGAGAGAUGAAGAUGAGGCAGAGAGCGGUGGCGCUCUAUUUCAUCGAUAAGCUGGCCCUCCGAGCGGGCAACGAGAAGGAGGAAGGGGAGACGGCGGACACGGUGGGCUGCUGCUCCCUCCGUGUGGAGCACAUACAGCUGCACCCGGAGCUCGACGGACAGACAUACAUGGUGGAGUUCGACUUCCUGGGCAAGGACUCCAUCCGGUACUACAACAAGGUGCCGGUGGAGAAAGAGGUGUUUAAGAACUUGAAGCUCUUCAUGGAAAACAAGAGCCCAGAAGACGACCUCUUCGACAGGCUGAAUACCGUGAAGCUGAACAAACACCUGCAGGAUCUGAUGGACGGCUUAACGGCCAAAGUGUUCCGAACGUACAACGCCUCGAUCACGCUGCAGGACCAGCUGAAGGAGCUGACCAACGAUGAGGACAGCGUAGCCGCCAAAAUCCUGUCUUAUAAUCGUGCCAAUAGAGCUGUAGCGCUGCUGUGUAACCACCAGAGGGCGCUUCCCAAGACGUUUGAGAAGUCCAUGCAAAACCUCCAAGCCAAGAUUGAUGCCAAAGAGGAGCAGCUGAAAGAUGCAAAGAAGGGGUUAAAGAAAGCCAAACGCGAACAUAAAGACAGCCAGAGCAGCAAGUCCAAAAAGGACAUGGAGAAGAAGAAGAGUCUGUGUGACCGGCUGGAGGACCAGCUCAUGAAAUUAAAGCUACAGGCGACCGACAAAGAGGAGAACAAGCAGAUCGCUCUCGGCACGUCCAAGCUCAACUACCUGGACCCCAGGAUCACAGUCGCCUGGUGUAAAAAAUUUGGAGUGCCGAUAGAGAAGAUCUACAACAAGGCACAGAGGGAGAAGUUCGCCUGGGCCAUCGAUAUGACCAACGAGGACUUCGAAUUCUAAGCUUAACCACCACAGUAUUCGCUGCUAAAACACCAGCUACCUCCCGGCCCCCAACGGCCGGAACCGCACACCCGGCUGUGCCCGACGUUUACAUUCCUCCCAUUAAGUGCCCUUUGUAUUCCUUGUCUCACGUGAUCCACGACUCCAAAUGCCUGUAAUUUGUACAAACGGAAAGCUAUUAAGGACGGGUGGGUGAGCUGUCUGUCUGGACAGGUCUUUAAAUAUUAUCCAGGGUUUUUACAUAAUUAUGAGCAUUCUUCUUGGAACUCCAUCGGUUACUGAUGCAAAUCAGUUUGUCUGUUGGUGAUCAUUGUGUUGUCGGUAGCCGGUAAGCCGCUACGUUUUUCCAUCUCCUCUGAUCCUCCUCUAACAGUUUUUGCUCCUUAUCAGCUAGACGUAACUUUCUUCAGUCUCCGUCUGUUUAUGAUAAAAUCACAUC